GGGGGUGGUGGGCAAUUACCCUGCAUGUGUGUCUAUAUAUAUAACCAUCUGCACAAAGAGUGUUGAACAGAAGAAAAAGAAGAAGAAUAACCCAACAAAACGGCUAUAAUUUAGCAUUUUCCCGAAGUAGUCAAAUUAUACAAGGAAAAAUUUACUCCCCCCUCUCAAUUUGAUUAUAUUGGCAAUUCCAUUGUUGUAAAUUUGAGAGGGAGGGGUAUUGGCUUUAAUCAGGGGGUUUUUCUCUUCAAUAAUCUCUCUUUGAUAAUUUUUGUUAUCUUUCUGAAUUUUAUAGAAAGGUGGCAAAUUUGUAGAAAGAGGAGAUUUUUGAAUAUAGCUUUGGGUGCUGAUGGUGUCUGAUAGUUAUUAUCCUUCAAAAAAAAGUGACGAUAUUUGUGAAGACGUUUGUGGCGAGCAGUCUUCCCCUGGAAUAAUAAACAUGUCAAGACUACGGUGUAUGCUUCGAGGAUUGGAUUUAAAAGCUAUUAUCUUUUUGGUUGUUUUUGUGCCAACAUGCAUUGCUGGUAUAUACUUUCAUGGACAGAAGAUUACCUACUUCCUUCGCCCGUUAUGGCAAUCCCCUCCGAAACCCUUUAUUGAAGUUACUCACUAUUAUCACGAGAAUGUCUCGAUGGAGAACCUUUGCAAGCAACACGGAUGGGGAACUCGUGAAUAUCCUAGGCGCGUUUAUGAUGCAGUUUUGUUUAAUAAUGAAGUGGACAUGCUUACUAUCAGAUGGAAGGAAUUGUAUCCUUACAUCACACAGUUUGUUCUUCUCGAGUCCAACUCCACGUUUACUGGUUUGCCCAAGCCCUAUACUUUUGCUAUUAACCGGGACCAAUUUAAGUUUGUGGAACCUCGAUUGACUUAUGGAACCAUUGGAGGAAGAUUCAGAAAAGGUGAAAAUCCGUUUGUUGAAGAGGCAUAUGAGAGAGUAGCACUCGACCAGCUUUUGAGAAUAGCUGGCAUAGAGGACGAUGAUUUGCUGAUAAUGUCCGAUGUUGAUGAAAUUCCUAGCAGGCAUACUAUCGAUCUUUUGAGGUGGUGUGACGAUAUUCCUCCAGUUCUUCAUCUUCAUUUGAGGAAUUACUUGUACUCUUUUGAAUUUCAAAUUCAGCACAGAAGUUGGAGAGCUUCAGUCCACAGGUAUCAGAAAGGCAAGACUAGAUACGUACACUAUCGUCAAACUGAUUACCUUUUGGCAGAUUCAUGUUGGCAUUGUAGCUUUUGUUUCCGCCACAUAUCUGACUUCAUAUUCAAGAUGAAAGCUUACAGCCACACCGAUAGAAUCAGGUUUUUGCAUUAUUUGAACCCUAAAAGAAUACAAGAUAUUAUUUGUCAAGGGGCAGAUUUGUACGACAUGCUUCCUGAGGAGUACACAUUCAAGGAUAUCAUUGGUAACAUGGGACCCGUCCCUCAUUCUUACUCGGCCGUGAAUCUUCCUGCUCAUCUGCUGGAGAAUCCCGAGAAGUACAAGUAUCUCUUGCCUGGGAACUGCAAAAGAGAAAGUGGCUAAGUUUUUACCACGGAGUUGAGUGCAUUUUCUUAACAUAGGAGGUGCUUCAUGUGCAGGUUUUAUGUUGCAACAUGAGGGACUCUUAUCAGGUAAUUAAUGAUGGUCGUGCUCGGGAUAUAUAGUGGCAUUUUCUGUUUGUCUUGGGUUCAUUUGAGUACAUUCAUUUGCCAAGUAAACAUUUAAUUUAGGGGUGAUGAUGUGAAGGCUGGGGGGAAACUCGAAUGUUUCCUGUCUGUAUUGCGCAACCCUUUGGAUGAGAUCCUACUCUUUGGAUGACAUAAACUCGGGCUUUUUGAUUGUAGAAUUGGUUUUCUUAUUCUUUUUCUCCUGUUAGAAACUAAUUUAUUCCAAUAUAUAAAUUUUGUUUUCCAAGGCUUUCCUCAUUGCACCUUUACCCCCUGAUAUCACAUUUCCUCCAUGUAUAUGACUAUGUGAGUUGAUUGGAUUCACCAGCAGUUUCUUGUC
Molecule: messenger RNA, 1978 nt
Organism: Nicotiana tabacum (common tobacco)
Lineage: Eukaryota; Viridiplantae; Streptophyta; Magnoliopsida; Solanales; Solanaceae
Biological process (GO): N-acetylglucosamine metabolic process
Cellular component (GO): membrane
Molecular function (GO): beta-1,4-mannosylglycoprotein 4-beta-N-acetylglucosaminyltransferase activity
Source: RefSeq, a predicted model, not a curated record